Humulus lupulus (European hop) is the source of this 797-nucleotide messenger RNA. RefSeq lists its product as uncharacterized. The transcript has 5 exons. Gene Ontology annotation, biological process: proteolysis. Bases 25 to 603 code for a protein of 192 amino acids. The record is from RefSeq and is a predicted model, not a curated record. Gene Ontology annotation, molecular function: cysteine-type peptidase activity. NCBI's taxonomy places the organism in Eukaryota, Viridiplantae, Streptophyta, Magnoliopsida, Rosales, Cannabaceae.
GAAGAUAUAGUCCAUGUUGGCUUAAUGGAAGAGAUUGGAGCAUCAUGUGUAUCGUUAUAUAUCAGGAUUUUAUACUUCCAAUUAGUGAAAAGAGAGAUCAGUCACUUUUUUCGUUUUGUUGAGCCAAUUUGGUUAUCAAAUGUUGGAUCCACUGAAGAAGAACGAGUUGAAUGGGUAUCAAAGCGUAUGAUUGAUUCAAAUCCGGGUCAGAUGUGGUUGUUGCCAUAUCAUAAGGGAAAGCAUUGGAUGCUUAUAAUAAUUGAUUUUGAUCACCAAUUGUGCUAUUUCCUGGAUUCUCUUCACAAUUUUCCACCAGAUGAAAUCAAAUCUCUCAUUUCUCGUGUCUUUCAACAUUUACGCACAAAUAAUGCAAAAACUGAGGAAGUCGCGUGGAGAACAGUUAAGUGUCCUCGUCAACCAUUACAAUCAGUACAAUGUGGGUUCUAUGUUAUGAGGAUGAUGAAGGACUUCGUGACAAAUGAGUUUUCAAUGCGAUGGCUAACUAGUAAUUGUGGCGGGAAGAACUAUUACACAAAGGAUGAGAUCAAUGAAGUACGUGAAGAAUGGGCACAAUGCGUCAUGGAUUUGAUGAGUACUACAUAGGUCCACUCACUUUUGUUAACUUAGACUUUUAAUGAGAUAUACUUACAAUGUUAACUUAGACUUUCUUGAAGAUAUACACACUUUUGUUGCCUAACUAUAGUUUACAAUGCUUAUGUGAGUCAUUUUGUAAUUAACUUAAGACUCGUUAUUUUAGAUACUUAGUUCAAAUUCUAGUAUUUUAUAUUAUUGUGAUA